ACAGUAGAUGUGAAGGUAAAUCAAGACGAUUCUCCUGCCCUCGGUUACUGUGUGGCCUGGGUACAGUGCAGUAAGGAGAGCUGCCUAAAGUGGAGGAGGCUGAGAGAAGAGAUGGAUCCGUCACUUUUAGCUGAUGAUUGGUCUUGCAAGCAGAAUAUAGAUCCUUUGUAUAACAGCUGUGCAAUUUCAGAGGAAACCUGGUUAGAUUGUGAUCAUGAUACCGUGUAUGCGCUCUUUAUACCUGGGUCAAUUGUGUGGGCAAAGCAGCAUGGCUACCCAUGGUGGCCAGCAAUAGUUGAUUAUGACCCGGACAUAGCAGAAUAUUUUUUAUUUGAAAAUUCAGCUGAUCAGUUUCCCUCCAAGUAUCAUGUGGCAUUCCUGGGAAAGUCAGUCUUGCGAGCCUGGGUUUGUAGCAGCUUACUAAAUCCUUUCCAGGGAACCUCACCGAAGGGCAUGAAUAAAAAAGUGAAAAAGAACAUGAGACACAAACUGGAGUGCAGCAUUAGAAUGGCAAAUGAAGCCCUGUCCUUGGGCAUUCCGGAACGGAUUCAUAAAUAUGGGUUUUCUGGACGUUACGGAGCAAAGAGCACUGAAGAUGUGUAAAGCGGAUUCUCCUUUGCAAAACACAUUCUUUCAAAACUGAAAUCUUAAUAGUACAGUAAACAUUAAAAUCUGAGAAGAUCAGUGACACCUCAGGGAGUACUCAGACACCUUUGAGGCGAGUAAUGUCCGAGAAGGAUGG
Messenger RNA from Pelobates fuscus (common spadefoot toad), 742 nucleotides. It is a transcript of the gene ZCWPW1, whose product is annotated as zinc finger CW-type and PWWP domain containing 1. The record is from RefSeq and is a predicted model, not a curated record. The transcript is spliced from 8 exons. The coding region runs from base 112 to 603 and encodes 163 amino acids. Lineage: Eukaryota; Metazoa; Chordata; Amphibia; Anura; Pelobatidae. Gene Ontology annotation, cellular component: nucleus.